This is a messenger RNA of Amoebophrya sp. A120, 1027 nucleotides long. The record is from the annotation of a GenBank genome assembly. NCBI's taxonomy places the organism in Eukaryota, Dinophyceae, Syndiniales, Amoebophryaceae.
ACUGAUUCGAGCCAAUGCCUCCAACGGCCCAGCCUCUCGCAAAAAUUUUACGUCUGCUAAACGCUUUUACUGAGCAAAAUAAAAAUGAUCGUGGUUCCAUCGACAUCGUUUCUUCCCAUCCUGUCAAUUCUCAUCUUUGCGCAUGCAACCACCGGCUCUUUUGCUCAAGUCGUCCCGGAAUCCCUCGCCGGGGUGGCGGCACCACCGAACGUUCCGUCCUUAUCCGGAGAUGCGCCGUUGCCUGCUCUCGGAAAAAACGGCAACAACGCGGCUGCGAAUGUGGUGCACGUGCAGAAACCCCUGACCAAGUCCAUUGCCGACCAAGUGACUGAUCUGUUGAACCAGGUCGGACGACAGAAGGAGGCAAACGUAAUUUCCAAACUUCUGAACCGGGGGCUAGGGCCCAGCGCCGGAGAAGAACUGCAGGACCCGACAAAACAACUUGCUUCGCCGGAAAAUGGUGCUGAGACCGAGGAAGCUGCGCUUGCGAAUCUCCUCCCGGGAACUUCUACAAAGAAUCUCCCAUCCCGCGACUCAGUCGGUAAUCGCAUCAAGCACUGGCAGCCGCCGGAGGAAGCAGCGCCGCUUGCGGUCGAGGGAGCGCUGGCCGCGAUGCAGCGGAGGCAGUUGGAAAACGCGAAGGAAAAGGUCGACGCGGAGAAGAAGAAAGUUCGGGACCUACAGCUGAAGAAGGAAAAAAAAAGAAUCGAGAAGGAGUCUCUGCAGCGAAAAGUCAAAGCGUUGGAGGAAGAAUUGCAGCGGUUGACCGACCAGGAGAAGCGCGCGCAGAACACGCUGGAAAUGCGGGAAAAACACGCCCAGGGGAUCGAAAACCGAAUGAAGGAAUUGGAAGGGAUUUUGAACGAAUCACAACUCGCUUUCGAUCCAACGGAAGAAACACGAGCGGAAUCGAUCGCGGAAAAGCUCGGGAAUUCUAUCCCGACUGAGACCACAAACACAACUAGCGCAUCGUCGUCGGAAGAUUCUGAGCUGUGAUGGAUUUUUUUUUUCAAUUUUUUGACCGGAU